CCUUCGCGUACGUACAAAGCCGAGCAUUGCGUGUUUGCGCAGGACGGACAAGCUGACUUCGUUCUCCGUGUGCUGUCGAGCGCUCCAGAAAAGCCUCGAUCGCUCGCAUCACCAAUCCACGACUCUUAGCGCCUCCCCGAUCUCCUCUGAGGAGGCAGAACAUCCGACCUGAUCAGGAAGAAGGGGAAACCUUCACUCCUCUCGACGACUGACCCGGACAACUUGCUAUAUUGCACGAUGGAUCCACGCUUCGCAUCCGGUAGCGGACCAAAGCCAUACUCGUCGGGUGGAGUAGGCAGCAGGUUCGUCAGUUCCGACGCGCUGGAAGAAGCUCAACAGAAGAAGGAGGAAGAAAGAAGAGCUGCGUACGCUAGAACUGGACAAGCACCGCCGCCGACCGAGGACGAUCAGCCUUACGAUCCUCGUACAUUAUACGAACGUCUUCAAGCGCAAAAAGCUGCCAAACAAGAAGCAUUCGAUGAGAAGUACAAGCUGUCGAAUCAAUUCAGAGGGAUAGAUGACGAGGAGAGCGUCUUUCUGUCCGAUGUUCAGGACGAGAGACGAAGGGAAGAGGCGGAGAAGAAAAAGAAGGAGCUCGAAGAGCUCAAAGCGUUCAGAUUGUCUUUGCCUUACACCACAUGCCUCGUGACGCUUCAUGCCACUCGUGAUGCUCGACGAGCCCAGAGCUGCCAUGCGCAAGAGUCCCACGCCGCCUCCUCUAAGGCGGCAACAAACAGCGAUGAGCAGGCGGGAAGCAAUUCGUCCGCGGAAAUUACUGUCCCGAAGUCAGCCGCGGAGAAGGCGACGGGCGAUCCAAUCGCGCCGACCUCGGAACGGUAAAAGGAAUGCGUGGCGAAAUCAAAGUCACGCAUGAGGCAAAGCAGAUUGUAGUAGCAAAGGACACCAACGCCCGCAACACAAUGUCAUCAGAAGGUCUCAAUCCGAUGUACCUUUUUUUGUUCUCAUUAGCUUCGACAUCCUUGCUUGC
Ceraceosorus guamensis is the source of this 988-nucleotide messenger RNA. RefSeq lists its product as hypothetical. Gene Ontology annotation, cellular component: nucleus. The coding region runs from base 238 to 840 and encodes 200 amino acids. Lineage: Eukaryota; Fungi; Basidiomycota; Exobasidiomycetes; Ceraceosorales; Ceraceosoraceae. The transcript is spliced from 5 exons. The record is from RefSeq and is a predicted model, not a curated record.